This is a messenger RNA of Anoplopoma fimbria (sablefish), 2734 nucleotides long. RefSeq names its product cyclin C (gene ccnc). Bases 98 to 949 code for a protein of 283 amino acids. Gene Ontology annotation, biological process: positive regulation of transcription by RNA polymerase II. The transcript has 12 exons. Lineage: Eukaryota; Metazoa; Chordata; Actinopteri; Perciformes; Anoplopomatidae. Gene Ontology annotation, molecular function: cyclin-dependent protein serine/threonine kinase regulator activity. Gene Ontology annotation, cellular component: nucleus; mediator complex. The record is from RefSeq and is a predicted model, not a curated record.
UCUGCUAAGCAUAACAACAUUGGCUGCGCUACACGCUUCUUUGUAGGCAACUUAUAUCAAUAAAACAAGUGUCGUUUUCUACCUCAACAGCUACGAAAUGGCGGGAAACUUCUGGCAAAGUUCUCAUUAUCUGCAGUGGGUUCUGGACAAGCAGGACCUGAUGAAGGAGCGCCAGAAGGACCUGAAGUUUCUCUCAGAAGAGGAGUACUGGAAGCUGCAGAUCUUCUUUGCCAAUGUGAUCCAGGCUUUGGGGGAACACCUGAAGCUCCGGCAGCAGGUCAUUGCUACGGCAACUGUUUACUUCAAACGCUUCUACGCCAGGUAUUCCCUGAAAAGUAUAGAUCCAGUGCUCAUGGCUCCUACCUGUGUUUUCUUGGCUUCUAAAGUUGAGGAAUUUGGAGUUGUGUCCAAUACCAGGCUAAUCUCUGCAGCAACAUCUGUGUUGAAAACAAGAUUUUCCUAUGCCUUUCCAAAGGAGUUCCCUUACAGAAUGAAUCAUAUAUUAGAAUGUGAGUUCUACCUUCUGGAGUUGAUGGACUGCUGCCUGAUAGUGUACCACCCCUACAGACCACUCUUGCAGUAUGUGCAGGAUAUGGGACAGGAAGACAUGCUGCUGCCCCUGGCCUGGCGAAUAGUGAAUGACACAUACAGGACGGAUCUGUGUCUGCUCUACCCGCCCUUCAUGAUUGCCUUGGCCUGUCUGCAUGUUGCCUGUGUGGUACAGCAGAAAGAUGCCAGGCAGUGGUUUGCAGAGCUUUCUGUUGACAUGGACAAAAUCCUGGAGAUCAUCCGUGUCAUUCUGAAGCUCUACGACCAGUGGAAGAACUUUGACGACAGAAAGGAGAUCGCUGCCGUGCUAAACAAGAUGCCCAAGCCCAAACCUCCUCCGAACAGUGAGAGUGACCAGAGCUCCAACGGGAACCAAAGCAACUCCUACAGCCAGUCCUAGCGUGGCGUCUAUAUUUCUGUGGGAAUCCAUAAUGCUGAUGUAGAGAAGGGGGAAUCCUUUAAAUGUCACACAGCGCGACCUUUUGUGAUGUAAGCUGCCCCCUCAUCUUUGACCAAACCCCCCCCCAACAAACUCUGAAAGACCACGUCUUUGCUCUUCCCUUCUCUGAUCAUCAUGGGUUAAUGGAUUGAGCGAGUAGCCUCUGAAAUAUCUCCAUGAGGUUCUGUACUCUGCUCCGGACUUGAAAUAAACUUAAAAACUGAGGAACAUUUAAAGGUAAGCGGGAGGGGAGCUGUGAAUGUGGCAGAAAAUGGUAGAGCAGAUGUGAUGGUUCAGAAGAAACCUGCUUUAAUUGUGAUGAUCCUGACAUCCUUGAACAGCCCAGAGGAGCGAGUCCUUUCAUGUGGAGCUCCGUGGGAUCACAAGUACUGUGUGUGUGUGUGUGUGUGCGUGUGUGUGUGCGUGUGUGUGUGUGUGUGUGUGUGUACAAUGUGAACAAUGUGAGUGGCCAGUCUGGGUGGGUUUUCAUUCCUCAGGGACUUUAGUAGUCUUCUCUGUAAAAUGGUUGGAUCCUGUGCAGAUCUGAUUGGAUAUCACCCUGUGCAACUGUGAUGUGAUUGGAUACCCCGGCCCUGUCAGGUCUCUGCUGGUUGAUCAUGAACCAUGGCAGGAAAGAAAUCCCAAGAGAGGGUCCCUGUUAUGGUAGAAAUGAAUUCUUUGAACACAAUGUUUUGCUGUUUUGAAUCAUGACAACUACGACUCUUCCAUCCCCUCCCUCCUCCCUUUUGUAAAUAGCCUUAUAAUUCUGUUCAUUUUAUCUUUCAUGUUUUGGCUUAAUUAAGGAAACUUAAAUGGAAAUCAUGAGCUAGUUUAGCUUUUUUGCUAGAGCAUCAAUUAAAAGGGCGUCUUUUUUGUUUCACCAUCAUGCUUCUGUUUGUCUGCAGGAAAGCUUAUUCUUCAAUUUAUUCCAAGUAUAAUUUAAACUAUUAAGCUUUAGUUGUAGAAUAAGUUGCCUAAAGGUUUUUGUGUAAUUUUUUUUUUUAUUUCUUUAUUUGUCAAGAAAGGUCUUCUUUUUUUUUUUUUUUUUGUGGCCAAAACGCAAAUUACAAUCGUUCUAGAUUUGUUGCAAACUUUUGGUUGUACAUUUUUAUUUUAAAUCUACCGGUUUGCCAUCUAUUCAAUCGCUUUAUUGUGUCAAUAUAUCUGUGCAUAUACCUGUAGAUGUCUCUUUAUUUUUGUGAUGUAAUACAUUGGGAGCUGUGUGUGGCUGUACUCGAAACAAGGUGCUUGAAAGCCUUACAAAAAUGAAAGCUGCUGGUUACAGAGAACACCCUUCGUUAAAGCACACUGUCCCUUUCAGGCAAGCUAGAAAAAGGCAUUUUAGGGUUGAAUGUCGUUGCAUUGCUUGGAUGCAUCUUCACAUUUUUAUUCCUUUUAUGGUUUCCUGAACGUGUCUUAUUGUCGAUAUUGGAAAAACAACAGAAAAGGUACAAAAACAUGGUGUUAAAUGCCACUAUCCCUUCACUUUCACACUCUGAGUUAAAGAGACAAGUGAGUCAGAAGCCACUGAGGCGAGUUGGAUGCAGCCUUGUUCUGCUUUGCCGUCUGACAUUUUUUCUCCCCUUCCAUCUGUUACAUGACUGUGCACAUUAAUGGGCUUGAAAAUUCAAAGGGCUUCACCCCCGUCUAAAUAAUCCUAAAAACACAUUUUCCAAAAUUGUUUUAACUACUUGAACAUUUCUGUUUAUCAUUUUUGAUGAUCAUUUAUGGUAAUAAAUAUGUAUG